Molecule: messenger RNA, 1084 nt
Organism: Paramecium pentaurelia
Lineage: Eukaryota; Ciliophora; Oligohymenophorea; Peniculida; Parameciidae
Source: the annotation of a GenBank genome assembly
AUGGAAAUAAUAGACACUUUUUAAUGCUUAAUUUCAUUCCAGGAUUAAGAUAAUUAUUCACAUAAAGCAAAUUUACAAUUUACAACAACCAAAAUAAAUCUAAUUUUGAAUACUCAGUGUUUUGAAAUAGAAAUAUCAUAUAAACUUUAAUUAAAAUGGAAAUGUGAAGAGAAUAAAUUGAUUUCAAUGCAUUUUCAAUAAUUUACUAUUUAGGCUGGAAAUGAAGAUCUCCUUAAAUUUAAGAAACAUUUAGAUUGUUAAACAACAUAUAUUGGAAUUCGAGAAAUUUACGAUAAUGUUAUAUUAAUUUAAUAAAAAGACAAUGCAAAAGUAAUUGGAGAAAUAAUUAUUUUAGAUAUGCUCACUUAAAAGUAAAUUAGAUGGGAAAAUGUAUAUUUGUAAGUGUUAUAAAAAAUAAGAAGUUGAAAAAUAUAAAAUUUAUGAGCAAUUAGUUAUUUUACGUAAAUUAGGUGAUUUUAAGAAUGUUGCUUAAAUAAUAGAUUUCUAUGAAUCAUCUAAUUCCUAUUAUUUUAUUUUUGAAUAGAUGAAUAGAAUUCAUUAUAGUAGUUUAAGUCAUGAAGAUAUAUAAUCUAUGAUGUUUGUAUAUUCAAUUUUAUAUUAGGAUAUUUUAUGUUGUGUAAAAAUGUUGAUAUUGAAUCAUGUCUUUCAUUCCUAAAUAAAUUUAUCUAAUAUUGUAAUAGAUAAUGAUAUGAAUUGUAAACUUGCAGGCUUUGAACAUGCAGAGUUAUUAAAUGAGAAGAAUGCUAUUUAUAACUCUUUAAUGUUGACAAUGGUAGGACAUAUAAUGAUCAAAUUGUAUCAAAUUAAUAACUUAUAUAGAUAUCAAUACAAUUCCAAAAAUAAGUAAUAAAUAUUUAUUCCUGAUUAUGGUAAUUCACUUGUUUAAGGAUUAUUAGAAACAGAUUUGAAUUAAUAAAUUAAUAUUGAAUAAGCUUUAAGUCAUGAAUACUUUGAAUAUUUUGAUUACAAUUCAAGUCCCAUGAUGUAAUAAUAGAUUGUACCAAAAUUGAAAUCAUUCAUUACUUAAUAAUCUCUUUCAUUACCAAUAGAGAGCAAUAUCUGA